Messenger RNA from Gigantopelta aegis, 1690 nucleotides. Its product is annotated as protein ABHD15-like. Gene Ontology annotation, molecular function: monoacylglycerol lipase activity; short-chain carboxylesterase activity. The coding region runs from base 128 to 1225 and encodes 365 amino acids. The record is from RefSeq and is a predicted model, not a curated record. The transcript is spliced from 2 exons. Lineage: Eukaryota; Metazoa; Mollusca; Gastropoda; Neomphalida; Peltospiridae.
CUUUACCUACGGUCGGCUGAAUGAGUAACAAAACAAACGACAGGGAAAUUCUGACUAACAAUUUUUAUUUUGGGUCAAAAACAGAAAGUCUUUACUUACGGACUAGUGUCUUGUAUGAGGGAAAACAAUGUUUCUGACGAUCAUAAUUGUGAUUUUCAUUCUUGUCAUCAUCUGGAUUUUGGACAAGACGUGCUGGCAGACGCCGGCGCUGUUCUACAAACGCACGCCAUUCACCGACUACAUCGUUGAGAAAGUGCAACGUCUCUCCGCACCAUACAAAGCCACUUUCUGGUUGAGCCACAACCGCCAUUUUCACACUAUAACCGCAACACGCUUAAGAAAACAUAUCAGUAAAAUACAAAUCAGCAGACAAUAUCUAGAACUCCAAGACGGAGGGGUUGUAGCCUUGGAUUGGUCCAAACCGGAUACGCUUGAUGACUGUCGACCAAUCCUGAUCAUUCUUUCAGGAAUCGAAGGCAACAUCAAGCUGACGUCAUUUGUUUGCGCCAAGGCUGCAGAACUGGGUUACCGCACUGUUGUCUUCAACCGGCGUGGUCACGGCGGCAGCUAUUUAACCACACCGAAGCUACAAAGUUUCGGCGAUCCUUCGGAUUUUAAACACGUCGUUGAGUUCGUGCGGAAAAUAUACCCACAGUCAAACCUCCUGGGCCUCUCGUUCAGCGCUGGGGGUGGUAUUCUGAUGUCAUACUUGGGUGAGGAGGGAGAACGUGCCCAGCUGACGGCGGCAGUGCUUAUCUCUCCUGGCUUCAGCCCUCUAGAACAGUCCACGUGCUUCCACUGGCUCUACGAGACACUGAUAGUCAGGAGUCUGAAGAGAAUAGUCCACCAGCACUCUCACGUGAUAUCUCCCCAUAUCGACGUGAAUUCGGUCCUCAAGGCCAAAUCCAUCACAGAGUUUGACAAAAACGUUUACUGCAAAUUUUACAACCACGACAAUGUCGAGGAAUACUGGAGUCACAACGACCCGAUGCGCAAUCACUCCAAAAUGACAAUUCCUGUGCUGUUUCUGUGCAGUCUUGACGAUCCAGUUCUGUCGGCGGAAUUUAUUCCAUAUGACGUCAUAUCGGAACAUUCUGAUUGGAUAAUGGCGACGGUAGAUAGGGGAGGUCACUGCGCCUUUCGUGAAGGAAUAAAUGCUGAACCGUGGGCGGAAUGUGUGGCUUUAGAAUAUUUAGACGCUGUAUUAAAAUAUGAAAUAAAAUAACAAAUACUUGUCCUGAAUAGAGUUUUAUUACAUACCUCUUCAAUCUUACUAUAGUGACAGAGACAUUUUGAAACUGUGUGAUAAAUUUAACCGGAGCUUUUAAAUGAGGAAUUUUCGCUAUGAGGUCUCGUGAUAUAUAUUCUUGCGCAGAAUAAACUCGUGCAAUAAAUAGGAAGUGAAAACAAUAUGUGAAGUUCUGUAUAUUUAUUUUAUUAAACAUAAUAAUGUGUGAUACAAAAUCACGCAUGCAUAGUAUAGAGGGUUACGCGUCAUUCUAGAUUACCCACGAUCCAUAGCGGUCGGCCAUGCUGGAAGGCAUCGACAUCUAAUAAUAGCUAGACCUACUUGUCGAAUCUUUUUGUUAGAUUUCGUUCGUCCUGAACCAACAUAAUGCCGACUACUUGCGGCAUUGUCAGUUGUAAUGCCCGCUACGGGAGAGACAAAAUAAAGGAUUUUUUAAAAUUA